GCAGGUCCAGGUAGCAGAGCCACCUUCUGCUUCCUGCUGAGCUCUAUUCUCUCCAGCACAUUCCAGCCUCUAGUGCCCUAUCGUCUUGCUCCUCCAGGAACAAGCCAUCAUGUCUCGCCAGUCAAGUGUGUCCUUCCGGAGUGGGGGCAGCCGCAGCUUCAGCGCCGCCUCUGCCAUCACCCCGUCUGUCUCUCGCACCAGUUUCACCUCUGUGUCCCGAUCCGGGGGUGGUGGUGGUGGUGGCUUUGGCAGGGUCAGCAUUCGGGGUGCUGGUGGAGCAGGAGGCUAUGGCAGCCGGAGCCUCUACAACCUGGGGGGCUCCAAGAGGAUCUCCAUGAGCAGUAGUGGCGGUGGCUUUAGAAACCGAUUUGGUGCCGGUGUUGGAGGUGGCUAUGGCUUUGGAGGUGGAGCUGGGAGCGGAUUUGGUUUAGGCGGUGGAUCUGGUGGUGGCUUUGGGCUCGGUGGAGGCGGUGGCUAUGGGUUCAUGGGAGGCGCUGGCCUUGGAGGUGGCUAUGGGGGUGCUGGCUUCCCCGUCUGUCCCCCUGGAGGCAUCCAAGAGGUCACUAUCAACCAGAGUCUCCUGACUCCCCUUAACCUACAAAUCGACCCCACCAUCCAGCGAGUGCGGACUGAGGAGCGGGAGCAGAUCAAGACCCUCAACAACAAGUUUGCCUCCUUCAUCGACAAGGUGCGCUUCCUGGAGCAGCAGAACAAGGUCCUGGACACCAAGUGGACCCUGCUGCAGGAGCAGGGCACUAAGACCGUGAGGCAGAACCUGGAGCCUUUGUUUGAGCAGUACAUCAACAACCUCAGGAGACAGCUGGAUGGUGUCCUGGGGGAGAGGGGCCGCCUGGACUCAGAGCUGAGGAACAUGCAGGACCUGGUGGAGGACUUCAAGAACAAGUAUGAAGAUGAAAUCAACAAGCGCACCACUGCUGAGAAUGAGUUUGUGAUGCUGAAAAAGGAUGUGGACGCCGCCUACAUGAGCAAGGUGGAGCUGGAGGCCAAGGUCGAUGCACUGAUGGAUGAGAUCAACUUCUUGAAGAUGUUCUUUGAGGCGGAGCUGUCCCAGAUGCACACGCACAUCUCAGACACAUCUGUGGUGCUGUCCAUGGACAACAACCGCUCCCUGGACCUGGACAGCAUCAUUGCCGAGGUCAAGGCCCAAUAUGAGGACAUUGCUAACCGAAGCCGGACAGAAGCUGAGUCCUGGUACCAGACCAAGUACGAGGAGCUGCAGCAGACAGCUGGUCGGCACGGCGAUGAUCUCCGCAGCACCAAGCAUGAGAUCUCCGAGAUGAACCGCAUGAUCCAGAGGCUGAGAGCGGAGAUUGAUAACGUCAAGAAGCAGUGUGCCAACCUGCAGAAUGCCAUCGCUGAAGCUGAGCAGCGUGGGGAGAUGGCCCUCAAGGACGCCAGGAACAAGCUGGCUGAACUGGAGGACGCCCUGCAGAAAGCCAAGCAGGACAUGGCCCGGCUGCUGCGUGACUACCAGGAGCUUAUGAACACCAAGCUGGCCCUGGAUGUGGAGAUUGCCACCUACAGGAAGCUGCUGGAGGGCGAGGAGUGCAGACUGAGUGGAGAAGGAGUUGGACCAGUCAACAUCUCUGUCGUCACCAGCAAUGUCUCCUCUGGCUACGGAGGUGGCUAUGGUGGUGGCUAUGGAGGUGGCAGUGGCCUGGGCGGCGGCCUGGGUGGAGGUCUUGGCGGCGGCCUCGGUGGAGGUCUUGGUGGCGGCUUCGGUGGAGGUCUUGGUGGUAGCGGUGGAGGUUUUGGAGGAGGUCUUGGUAGUGGCCUCGGCAGUGGGCUCAGUAUGGGGAGCUCUGGCUUCAGUUCGAGCAGUGGCCGAAACCUGGGGGUGGGCCUUGGCAGCAGCAGCAUUGGUGGAGGAGGCAGCAGCUCCAGCGUUAAAUUUGUCUCCACCACCUCCUCCUCCCGGAAGAGCUUCAAGAGUUAAGAGCCUGCUUACUGCAAGUCACUGCCACCCCAGGGCAGCAACCGGCCCCUGGCGACUGCCUCUUCUAGGUGGUUACCAAGCCAAGAUUUCUCUUUUGCUGACGUGUAGUUCAGAACAAGCCUAUGGCAGAACCACAGUCUUUGGCUCCCUAAAUGGCCCAAUCCCUAGUCUCUAAUCGCCUAGAUCCUGUGUUCUUCAAAUCAGCCUUUCAUGGUCCUUGAUGAGAGAAAAAUCCAACGUUUUCCAGUAUCUAAAUCAUCAAAACAGAGACCCCACCCAAAUCCAAAAUUUUGUUCUGGUUCUGACUGCCUUCAGAGUGUGUUCAAUAAAAUGCUUUUAUAAUAUAAA
Molecule: messenger RNA, 2305 nt
Organism: Eptesicus fuscus (big brown bat)
Lineage: Eukaryota; Metazoa; Chordata; Mammalia; Chiroptera; Vespertilionidae
Gene: KRT5
Product: keratin 5
Exons: 9
Coding region: 110-1957 (615 amino acids)
Biological process (GO): intermediate filament organization; keratinization
Cellular component (GO): keratin filament
Molecular function (GO): structural constituent of skin epidermis
Source: RefSeq, a predicted model, not a curated record